Molecule: messenger RNA, 5175 nt
Organism: Jaculus jaculus (lesser Egyptian jerboa)
Lineage: Eukaryota; Metazoa; Chordata; Mammalia; Rodentia; Dipodidae
Gene: Fam91a1
Product: family with sequence similarity 91 member A1
Exons: 24
Coding region: 53-2569 (838 amino acids)
Biological process (GO): intracellular protein transport
Cellular component (GO): trans-Golgi network; cytoplasmic vesicle
Source: RefSeq, a predicted model, not a curated record
GGACCGGGGCUCGGGCGGCGGCGGCGGCGGCGCCCGCCUGGGCUCGGGCAUCAUGAACAUAGACGUGGAAUUCCACAUCCGGCAGAACUACCCGUGGAGCAAGUUGCCGGCCAACGUGAGGCAGAGUCUUGGAAAUUCACAGCGAGAAUAUGAAAAGCAGGUUGUCUUGUACAGCAUCCGCAAUCAGUUACGCUACAGAAAUAACCUAGUUAAACAUGUCAAGAAAGAUGAACGUAAGUACUAUGAAGAACUCCUGAAGUACAGUAGAGAGCACCUCAUGCUGUACCCUUACCACCUGUCCGAUAUCAUGGUGAAGGGGCUGAGAAUCACACCGUUUUCCUACUACGCCGGGAUCAUGGAGGAUAUUAUGAACAGUGAGAAAAGUUAUGAUUCAUUGCCCAAUUUUACUGCUGCUGACUGUCUCAGGCUUUUGGGCAUAGGAAGAAACCAGUACAUUGACCUUAUGAAUCAGUGCAGGUCAUCAAAAAAAUUCUUCCGAAGGAAAAGUGCCCGUGACCUUCUACCAAUAAAGCCAGUGGAAAUUGCCAUAGAGGCCUGGUGGGUGGUGCAGGCUGGGUACAUCACAGAAGAUGACAUUAAGAUAUGCACUUUACCUGAGAAAUGCGCUAUUGAUAAGAUCAUCGAUUCCGGCCCUCAGCUCUCUGGAUCGCUAGAGUACAAUGUAGUACAUAGCUUGUAUAACAAAGGGUUUAUUUAUCUGGAUGUACCAAUAUCAGAUGACAGUUGUAUAGCUGUUCCUCCUCUUGAAGGUUUUGUUAUGAAUCGAGUGCAAGGUGAUUAUUUUGAAACUCUACUCUAUAAGAUAUUUGUGUCAAUAGAUGAGCACACUAACGUAGCAGAGCUUGCAAAUGUCCUUGAAAUAGACUUAUCCCUGGUUAAGAAUGCUGUCUCCAUGUAUUGCCGACUGGGUUUUGCCCAUAAGAAAGGACAAGUAAUAAAUUUGGAUCAGCUUCAUUCAUCAUGGAAGAAUGUCCCAUCUGUGAACAGAUUAAAAAGUACUUUAGACCCACAGAAGAUGCUCUUGUCAUGGGACGGCGGGGAAAGCAGGAGCCCUGUACAAGAAGCUUCUUCAGCCACUGACACUGACACAAACAGCCAGGAGGAUCCAGCUGACACAGCCAGUAUAAGCAGUUUGAGUCUGUCUACAGGAUAUACCAAGCGCAUUGCAUUCCUAUUCGACUCCACUCUGACUGCAUUUUUAAUGAUGGGGAACCUUUCACCAAACUUGAAAAGCCAUGCAGUCACAAUGUUUGAAGUAGGCAAACUCUCAGAUGAGUCUUUGGACAGCUUCCUUAUAGAGUUAGAAAAGGUUCAGAGCACCGGUGAAGGAGAAGCACAGAGAUAUUUUGAUCAUGCACUUACUCUGAGAAACACAAUACUCUUUCUGCGUCACAAUAAAGAUCUAGUAGCUCAGACUUCUCAGCCAGAACAACCCAGUUAUGGUUUUCCUCUGGAUCUCUUACGUUGUGAAAGUCUUCUUGGAUUGGACCCUGCAACUUGCAGCAGAGUUCUAAACAAAAAUUACAUGCUGCUGGUUUCCAUGGCACCUCUCACCAAUGAAAUACGGCCUGUUAGCAGCUGCACCCCUCAGCAUAUUGGACCAGCUAUCCCAGAAGUCAGCUCCGUCUGGUUUAAACUGUAUAUUUACCAUAUCACUGGGCAAGGACCACCAUCUCUCUUAUUGUCCAAAGGUACAAGGCUUCGAAAACUGCCAGAUAUAUUCCAGGGUUAUGAUCGCUUGCUCAUAACAUCUUGGGGUCAUGACCCUGGAGUGGUUCCUACAUCAAACGUGCUGGCUAUGCUAAAUGAUGCUUUAACGCAUUCUGCUGUUUUAAUUCAGGGACAUGGUUUACAUGGGGUAGGAGAAACUGUCCAUAUACCUUUUCCAUUUGAUGAGACAGAACUGCAAGGAGAGUUCACUCGGCUCAGUAUGGGUGUUCAUAAAGCCUUGCAGACACUGAGGAGCAAAGUGGACCUGCAGCAUCUUUGUGGAUACGUCACCAUGCUGAAUGCCUCUAGCCAGCUUGCAAGUAGAAAGCUCAGUGAUACUUCUGAUGAGAGAGGCGAGCCCGAUUUGGCCUCUGGUUCAGAUGUAAACGGGAGCACAGAAUCGUUCGAAAUGGUCAUCGAGGAAGCAGCUGUAGAUUUGGCAGCAAAGCAGAACUCUGGUGCCACCACAGAAGCAGAUUGGGUUCCCCUGGAGCUGUGCUUUGGAAUUCCUUUGUUUAGUUCAGAACUAAACCAGAAAGUCUGUCAGAAAAUUGCUACACAUGGCCUUUGCACAAAAGACAGCCUUCAAAGUCUUUUACAUUCCAGUAGAAAACUCUCUCUACAAGUCCUUAACUUUGUUCAUUCAUUCCAGGAAGGUGCUUCAACUCUGGAUGUUCACACAGAGCCUGGCUUUUCAAGUUUACUUUCGCAGUCAUCCUGUGCCGAUAUGGGAGUUCCACUUCCUGCAAAAAAUUUAAUGUUUAAAGAUGGCAUCCUGUCAGAAUGGAGUGGACGGUCACCUUCCUCACUUCUUAUUGCUAAUCUCCAUUUGCAAUAAUUUGACGACACCAUUUACUGUUCACACUUUCUGCCUUUUUCCUUCACAUCAGCUGCAUAGUGUUUGCUACUAAAAAGCACCCUGCUGUGGUGCCAUCCUGGCUUCACUGGCACUAGAAGCAGGAACGUGGCUGCAUUUUCUGAAGUGUGUCCGUCAUUGUACAUCUUACUGUAACAGUGCUUUUUAGCAGCCAGCACUCUUUUUUACCUUGAGACAAUCUGCAUUUCUUUUAUAAAACUAGCGAUAUACUUUAUAGGCUUUGGAUGACUGUUAGGUUUUAAGCAGUCACUAUGAGUAUUGCGGUGGUAAUUUUAUAUGUUAGUGUAUCAGACAUAAAUCUUGUUUGAUUUUAUAUUUUGUUACUUAUACUUAGGGGAUCAAAGGAAGAGGUGGAAUUCUUCUGCAAAGGCUCCUUGAGACUUAGAAUUGUAAAGCUAUAAAACAGUAAGCAUCAGUAUUGAGAUGGUAUGUUAGGGCAUUAAUUCCUGUGGGUGUCUGUAAAUUAUGUAUAUCAAUUGAACAGUGUUGGAGGUAUGUAAAUCAGUAUAGUUAUGUAGAACUUAACCUUGAUUUAUAAGAUCUGAACCUGCCUAUUCACUGACAUCUCACAAGAGGCUUCGGGAAACAUUCUAUUUUUAAAUAAUGUUUGUAAUGUGGACUUCUGUUGUCCCUCACUUAGGGCUAUUUUCAUAGGGUCUUUAUGGAGAAAUAGAAUUUCUCUUCCACUGUAGUUGAGGCUUUGGCUCAUCCCAUUGUUUGUUGUUUUAUAGCUUUACCAAUGAAUGGGAUUGUUAUGGAAAUCGAAUUUGAUGUUCUCAAAGCAAAAGGAUUGUGAUUUUAAAUUGGAGCGUUAAGUGGUGCCUUUGGAUUAAAUACUUCAGCUUGAACACAUAAGCAUUGGGGGUCUUAAAUUUAGGCUGAUAGUUUUGGAGAAAAUAAUGUGGAAAUAGUGAAUAAUUUUAAAGAGUUUCUUGAGUGAUGGAUACUUUUUGUAUCUCCAAUGUCAAUUAGAAUAUUUGGAAUUAUGACCUAGACUUUAAAGUCACCUUCCUUGUGAAGUUUGUGCAGUGUCGCCAUUUAGCUGGCUGUAAAGCUAACCAAAUUCAUGGGCCAGACAAAGCAUUUGAAAAGUUGACAGUGUUAUAGGCUGACAUUUUUGCUGACGGCUUUUGGAACUGAUAUUUGUGUCUGUAACAUAUUUCUGAAGUAUAUGCCUUUCUUAAAACUGUUAAUAUAGCCAUGUAUUGAAUACCAUGGCUUCUAUGUAGAACUGAAUAUUUUGGACCAGGUUACCUGUGACACAGUUAGUUCUGUGCCUGGGGUAAAUGCGGUAAUGUUUAGUCUUCUACUUUGUCUUAUGUAAGGUAGAAACCAUGUGUAUGUCAUGUUUGCCUACAAAAGGAAAAAAUACUAAUAUUAAAAUAAUUUGUUACGACUGUGAAUCACACAUUUAUUUUUCUAAUAAUUGAUAUCAUACAUUCCUAGUGCUAUUAGUUAUGUAUGGAUGUAACUUUUACAAUUUUUCAACUGAAAGUUGUAAGUAUUUCUUUUAAUCAGGGGUCUUUAAUCUCAUUUUAAUUUGCUUUGUUUAAAUUAACUGUAGUUAUUUAUUGUAUUAACAGCUUAAGCAAACUCUAGUGACACGUACACUAAUGAAGAAUUGGACGUUUGUAGUUAUUGACAGUGAUGUACUUAUUGCUGAGUUGAAAGCGUAAGGUGCCCAGUGGCUUCCUGCUCUGGUUCCUCUGAGUGAGAAUAGAUGGUGACCAUGAACUUCAGGGGACACGGAAAAGACGGUUUAGCUCUGAUGUCUUGUGCUGCCUGAGGAGAACAAAAUCAUCAGAGAAGAGAGGCCCUUGGCUGAAGACCCUUGCCGAGGAACAGUUUGCAUUUUUAGAGCUGUUAGCACCACAUUGAAUGCUGAUUUCUGCUUUGCUUCAUGAACAUGGCUUGUUUGUUCAUAUGUUAAUUCAUGUACAGAUGCAUUCGCCAAGUCUUACAAGUGUUGGUAAGGUUCAGCACCAACAAAAAAAAAAAAUAAAAGGUAGACUGUUGGCCAAAGAUUGAUGAAAGUUUUAUCCAGUUGUUUUCCAAGUGUUUAGGGUAAUUUCAUUUGGAUUUGCACCUUCUCCCCACUUUCAUUUUGCCUCAAACCUGCACCUCAAACCAUGGCCAGCACACAUUCUUUAGAAAUCAGUGCGGGGUGGGGUGGGGUGCAGAGGGAGGGCUGAUAAUAUCAAAAUGGGCAUAGACUUUAGUAGAGGCACAGUUGCACCUCACAAGUGGAUUCAACUUUAUGUAAUCAUUUAAAAUAGGGUCAUCUGGUUUCUCUAACCCCUUUUUAAGACUAUGUACACAGAUGGCUUUAGGGGGAAUAUUGGUUUCUCUUAUGGGGUGUUUUGUGUUCUCUGCCAUUCACAUUUCUUUUUAUGUUCAGUGUUUCAAGUACAGUUUAUAUUAAAACCUUUUAAAGUACCAAAAUUGUAACUCAGUACAGUGGAUUGUUUUCUGUUAUAAUGUCAAUAUUAUACAAUGAAAUUGUAUAAAGUAUUGUCAAUUUAAUUAUUGACACAUAUAACAUGUUUACAAAUAAACUGGUGUUGGUG